Messenger RNA from Pangasianodon hypophthalmus (striped catfish), 7140 nucleotides. RefSeq names its product synaptotagmin III (gene syt3). The record is from RefSeq and is a predicted model, not a curated record. Gene Ontology annotation, molecular function: phosphatidylserine binding; calcium ion binding; calcium-dependent phospholipid binding. The transcript is spliced from 13 exons. Bases 874 to 2562 code for a protein of 562 amino acids. Gene Ontology annotation, biological process: regulation of calcium ion-dependent exocytosis; regulation of dopamine secretion; calcium-ion regulated exocytosis. NCBI's taxonomy places the organism in Eukaryota, Metazoa, Chordata, Actinopteri, Siluriformes, Pangasiidae. Gene Ontology annotation, cellular component: membrane.
GAGAGAGAGAGAGAGAGAGAGGGGGGAAAAACAUGCUGUGAAGGAGGCAGGGGAAAAACAGAGCGAGGAGAGAUAGACAGAGAGGAGAGAGACAGGAGAGGAGGAGAGAUGAUCCUUAUUCUUCUCUGCCUCUCAGUCUAGCCUGUGGCAUCCAUCCUUCUGCAUCCCUGCAUCCCUCCAUCCCUCCACAGUCCUCCAUCCCAGGGAUCGUAAAGCAGCCAUGGUGUGUGUCAUGAGGAAAUGUUCCGGCUCUGAGAUCCUCCUCUCCUCCGGCAAUGUCGGACAUUCCUCCAAACCAGCAGUGAAUUGCAAAAGACUUGAAUGGGGAAACCAGAAGAGUGACUGCAUCCCAGAGGAACUACACGACCCAGAAUUCAACUCUGCUCUGACACUGUUCAAAGGAACAAACUUUGUACCACUUUCUCUGCCUUUAGCCUAAAACUUACAGCCAUAAAUAUCCAGAGUGCUAAAAAGUUAAAGGAUAUUCCAAAGUGAUUUGGUUUCCAUUAAUUCACCAUGACAAGGACUUUGUGCCCUCGGAAGUGUCUAAAGUAAAAAUUAGCAUGUAAAAGAAAAGCAGGAGAAAUUUGAUUCACUUUCUGCUGCAAUUCUUCUCAUUCUUCUCAUUCCUCAUGGUCAAAGAACCGAUGCUGUCACGAAGGAGGAUUAAUGUGGCUCCAAAACCGAUGGAUGUGGAAGCCAUUAAGCGCUCCAAUUAACUAAGUGGUCCAAAAGAGAAACGUGAGCAAGGCCUCUCUGUCAUUAAACAAAAAAAAGUGGCCUAAAGUUUUCCGCUCAGAUCCCGUCCGGUUAGCGUGGGCGGGUGUGGGCUGCGCCGCAAUUUGGGGUUAGGAGUGCGAUGCGGAUUGGAGGAUGUCGGGGGAUUGGGAAGAAGACGUGUGCAAGAAGGCGCUGGUGCUGGUGGAGGAGCUGUGCUUCCGCUCGGGAGGAUACAGCCAUAGCGCCAGAUGCCAGGAGUUCAGCGACAUGAUGAGGGGACCCAACAGACAUAUUGACACAGAGAUCUCUGUCAGCCUCCUCUCUGUCAUCGUGACGUUCUGCGGCAUCGUGCUGCUUUCCGUCUCGCUCUUCGUCUCCUGGAAGCUCUGCUGGUUGCCAUGGAGAGACAAAGAGGGUGGUGGCCUGAGCCUGACAGCCGGGCUCCUCCCUGGAGGGGCGGGGCUUCACGGGGUCGCCGGAGGCUCCUCCCUCCUUCCCCCUUUAUUGCAGAGGAAAGACACGCACUCCUCGUCCUCUCUUUAUCCGUCUCUGGCCCAGGCCGGCCAACACCACCCGCACUUCUCUGACCUGAUGGGGGUGGAGGGAGGAGGGGCCAUGAUGGUGGGCGGGGUCAUGGGCGGGCCUCAGGAAAUGCAGGAGCACUCCUACCUGGACAUGGACUCCUACCCCAACAACGCAGGGAAUAUUAAACUGAGCCAGACGUCUCCUGAACUGCCGCCACCUGACGGAGGAUCUGCUGCUAAAGAUCUGGCCAACGCCCACUCGCAGCCGGUCACCCCCAGGCCCAAGCCCAUGACUCAUCAGCUCUCUAGUCCUGAUUUCCACGGAGAGGAGAAGAGCGAGCAGGUGACCAGCAUUGGGCAGAUCAAGCCGGAGCUGUACCGGCCGCGGCAGGGCGAGCAGGGCGAGGGCAAGGAGGGCGACACGUGCGGAAAGAUCAGCUUCCUGCUCCGCUACGCCUUCAACACGGAGCAGCUGGUGGUGAAGAUCCUUAAAGCUCUGGACCUGCCGGCCAAAGACGCCAACGGCUUCUCAGACCCGUACGUGAAGAUCUACCUGCUGCCUGACAGGAAGAAGAAGUUUCAGACCAAGGUGCACAGGAAGACCCUGAACCCGGUGUUUAAUGAGACGUUCCAGUUCGGCGUGCCGUUGGCCGAGCUUCACUCUCGCAAGCUGCACUUCUCCAUCUAUGACUUCGACCGUUUCUCCAGACACGACCUGAUUGGUCAGGUGGUGGUGGACAACCUGCUGGACUUCAGCGAGGGCAGCGGGGACAAACCCAUCUGGAGGGACAUUGUGGAAGGAACAGCGGAGAAAGCUGACCUCGGGGAGUUGAACUUCUCACUGUGUUACUUGCCGACAGCCGGCCGACUAACCGUCACCAUCAUCAAGGCCACCAACCUCAAAGCCAUGGACCUGACUGGCUUCUCAGACCCGUAUGUGAAGGCGUCUCUGGUGUGUGAUGGACGCAGGUUGAAGAAGAGGAAGACGUCCAUUAAGAAGAACACGCUGAACCCCACCUAUAACGAGGCUCUGGUGUUCGACAUCCCUAACGAGAACAUCGAGAGCGUCUCGCUCAUCAUCGCUGUCAUGGACUACGACUGUAUCGGCCAUAACGAGGUGAUUGGGAUGUGCCGUGUAGGCAGCGAUGCUGAAGGCCCUGGCAGAGAGCACUGGACGGCCAUGUUGGCGAACCCCCGGAAACCCAUCGAGCACUGGCACCAGCUGGUGGAGGAAAAAUCCAUUAACACGUACGUGUCGAAGAACGCUACAGCCUCGCCAAAACCACACAUCGUGGUGGACAGUCCUCACUCCGACUAAACACGUCUGCAUUGCCAUUGCUCCAGACGUCCAUCUUUUCCUCUCAUCUGUGAAUAAAUCUCUCCAUCAAGCAAAAGAAGCGGAAAACAGACACUGCAAAAAACCCGACACAACACACACACACUGAGUAGUCUAUAGACCCACCCCACACACACACACACACACACACACACACACACAUACACGAGCAGGUACACACACCUCGGCGGAAGGCGUGGUGCAGCAGGUGUGACAUUACACACACAUGUUGGUUUAUUCAGGGGAAAAAAACACGAUGCACAUUCCCAAAUCUAAAGAUCUGAAAAUCUACAAAGUAUGUUUAUUUAGUUAUUUAAAACUGAGCCUGAGUGGAAAAAACAGAUUUUUAAAAGAAGUCGUAGAUGUAAUUUCACUAUGGACCAUUAGGGUGUGUGUGUGUGUGUGUGUGUGUGUUUAGGAAAAAAAAGGCUGUAGUAAAUCACUAGAGUCAGUUUUCACAGGGACGGAAAAAAAAAAAAUCUCUCGAGAGGAGGACUACUUUAGUCUCGCAUCAGGAGGACGGAAAACGAGGACGGACCCGUCGGCUGAAAGCAUGCUGCGCAUCCUCCAAAUACGUCCUCCUCUCAUGCUCCGAGAAUGACAACAAGCUUUUUAUUUUUCUAUCCAUCCAGCCAUCCAUCCAACUGUUUUGUUGAUCCAUGUAUCUUUUUGUAGAACAGACUGUGCUUGGAGUGAUGAUGGGACAACUUUGAAGGGAAAAAAAAACAACAAAACAAAAAAAACAAACAGGCAGCGAAACUUUCUGGAGGAACUAAUGAUUCAAACGAUAAAACGGAGGACCCUAAACGGGGACGGAGCGCACUUUAGCGAUGGACAAGCACCCUUUUUUGGGAGAAAAGGAAUUCUGCCAUAGUGUUUUAUUUUUGUACCAUUCCUUCAUUUUUGACACGCUUGCAUUUCCUCGGAGAGACGCACGCAUCCGUGAUCCUUUUACGUACGUGUUCGUUGGGGUGUUUUACUUCUUGGAGUUCGUUUUUUGCUUGCGUGUACGCCUGUGCGUCUGUUCUGUCCGUCACCGUGCUCCUGUGUAUGACAUGUUCUGGCGCCUGACCUCUAUCCUCUAAUCCUCUAACCCUAGAACGUCUGUCUGACCCUGUAGCCCCGCCCACUGGCACUAGCUCCUCCCACAGCAGCUCUUGUUAAAGCGAAAUGUGUCUUCUGUCCUGUGUCUUAGAAGAUCGGUUUCUUUGUGCUCUCUGUGUCUGAAGCCGGCGGCUACGAGGAAGGAGGAAGAAAAAAAAUGUCAGUUAUAUAUUUUUUUUUUUUAAAUUAUCAUUAUUUUUAUUUUUGCCUGAGUGUGCUGUUUUGUUUGUGGACAUUGUUUACAUUGUUUAAGUAGAGCUGGGCGAUAAAACCAAAUUGUCCCUGAAAGCAUUUCGUUAAUUUUAUUAUAUAUGUCAUUUAUUAAAAACAAAAAAGAACAAUUUUCUACAGUUUCGUUUCAGCUGCUUUGCCAACAGCCAAUCAGAACAAAGGUGCAGCAACCAAUGAAAACAGAGAGGAGGCGGGAUUUUAUAUCAUACUGCUUAUCAUAUCAUUAAUAAACAAAUCUUCUCUAGUGCUGUUCUUAGAAAAGAAUUAUCUAUCUAUCUAUCUAUCUAUCUAUCUAUCUAUCUAUCUUUUCAUGCAAUUUCUCCUUUCCCUCUUUAUUUCUCCUUCAUCUCUCUUUGUCUUUCCCUCACUCUCUUCUUUCUCUCCCUUUAUCUCUUCUAUUAUUCUAUCCCUCCUGCCCUCUCCCUCUUUUAUUCCACUCUUUUCUUUCUCCUUUUACUUCUCACUCUCUUUGUAUUUACCCAGUUCUAUCUGUCUAUCUCGUCCCCUUUCUUCCUCUUUUUCACCAUCCAUCUUUCCUUGCCUCAUCUUCCCUCUCUCUCUCUUUCUAUCGCUUUCAUUAUCUUUCACUCCCUCUUGCUCAUCCACUUUCGAUCAUUUUAUCUCCUUUCUCUCUUUAUUCCUUUCUGCUUAUUUCUUCUGUUUUCUCAUUUUCUAUUUGUAUUUAUCCGUCUCCCUCUUUCUCUCUCCUCUUCCCCCUUUGGUCCUCCUUUACUUCAUCUCUCUCUUUUUUAUUCUCUGUCACUCUCAGUCCAUCUACCCUUCCCUUCAUUUAUCAUCGCUUAUAUAGCUUAAAUAAAUAAAUCUCGUCUCUCAGUGUUCUAAGAAAUAAACUGACCCGUGUGUUAAUAAACAAAUCUUUCCUAAUUAUCGUCACAUAAUCAUUAAUUGCAAUUAUAUGUUUUUUUUUUCAUGUCGUCCAGCUCUAUUCUUUCCAAACAUGAGACAGAGACUGAUGGGGACUUUCUUCAUUUCUUCAUCUUCAUCUCUCUUCGUCAUACUACUACAUCGCUGCACACCAUCACUCACAUCAGUUCAGGACAAUUACAGAUACGUUAACCAGCAAACCUGAUCGAUGUCAAAUGUUGCUAAUGAACAGUGGAAGUUUAUAAAGCUUUAGAAAUGCACCCUAGCUUUUGCAACUAAACGUAGAUUCUAUAUUUCUCUAUAGACUCUAUAUAUAAAUGUAUACAGAUAUUUCUGAAAACAUCAAUUUUGUCCCUCUAUUUUCAAAAAUAUCUCGUAUGACGCUAACAUGCACAUGACAGCCCAGUAGGUUGCAGUAAUGCGUCAUAAAGUAUUAGACCAAGUGCAGAAGGUACAGGCUCUUUAUUAGUACCUAGAAUAAUGAAGACUAAAGCAAGGGGCAGCGCUUUUUGAGCGUUGUAUUCAGGAGCAGUACAGCGCCGAUCAUAUUCUGUCUUCUUCAACAAGGGUGUAAAAAUAAAACAAAGUGAAAUUAAACUGCAAAAUAAGAAAUUACAGACCACAAAUUAGCAGCCUGGUCAGUUAUAACCAGCACAUUUAAUACAUAUGCAAUGGGCUUGCGCAGGUUCACACUGUGACAUCAGCAUUUUCGAAUAAUAUACUUUUAAUCCCAGCCAUGCAAAACCAAUGAAAAAGUAUGUAGGUUAUUUUCAAGAAAGUUUAGUUUUUAGUGACCCAAAAUGCUGUUUUCAAAAAUAUGCGUAUAAAUAUUAUAAUAAAUAUCAGUAGGUGGGUGGGGCCUUACUGGUAUUAAAUUAAGGUCCACACAAACAUUUGUAGAUUGCGAGUUUGGGCCUGCUAACCUGUCUGAGUCGAUCGCUAGCAAGCACUAAAUCACCAACUAUAAAUGGUUAUGGUGUCUAAUCUAGCUGCCUGUCUGACUGUCUGACUGACUGUCUGACUGACUGCAGGCCUCUUUUUUAAAAUAAAUUAUCCAUAGUAUAGCGCAAAAUCAUGGACUGUCACAAAAGUGUAAUUAGUUGGGGAAAAAAUAGCGUGACUCGACCUUUAGACUACUGUAUCAGUACAAACAAGGGUUAAAACGUCAUCUGUUUCUCUCUGGGCCCAUACACUCACACACACACACACACACACACACACACACACGCACCAACGUGGGUUCAAUCCUCUAAAGCAAAGGACAUUCUGUCAUUUCCUGUCUUUGUUUCUGUUCUGUUUGCUGUUCUGUUUGCUUUCUCGCUCUUUUUUCCUUCUCUCUAUCCCUCCUUCUCUGGCUGUGUUCCAAAUGCAGGUUUAAUAUCUUAUUGGAAUUCAUGCUAGCAAGUUGUGAUCAUCGUUCAAACUUUAGACGUCCUUAAAGGAGAGUCGCUAGGACAGAGGACACCAGGGAUUAUUGCUAGCAUGUGUGGUUGCUAGCUAAAAGCACGCAGGCUAAUGGGGCAUUUAAUAAUAAUAAUAAUAAUAAUAAUAAUAAUAAUAAAAAACAAAUCUACAAGAUCUGUUUCCACAUGGAUCUGUUCCUCACUCUCUUUUAUUUACUCUUUUUUUCUGUCAUGCUUUGUAUCUUUUUCUCCAAGCAAAGGAAUCUCUCUCUCUCUCUCUCUCUCUCUCAUCUCCUUCUCUCUUAUUCUCUGUCUCUCCUAUCUGUCUCACUUUUUCUAUCUCUCUUGUUUAAUCUUAAUGUUAAUCUUAAUUUUCACCCUGUCUCCCCCUCAUACUAUCUUGUUUUCUUCUCUCUCUCUCUCUCUCUUUCUCUCUGUCUCUCACAUCUGUUUUUCCUUUUCUUUCAUUUCACCUAUUUCUGUCUCUUGUUCCAUCUUUGUCUAUUUCUCUCUUUCUCUCUCAUUUUGUCUGUCUUUUUAAUGCCAUCACUCUCAUUCUGUCUCUUGCUCUCUCAUUCUAUCUCAUUUUCUUUUAUUCUCUUUCUCUCUCUCUCUCUAUUUUUCCUCUCUUUCUUUCUCUCUCUUUGUUAUACAUAUCUAUCUAUCUAUCUAUCUAUCUCACGCUCUCAUUCCAACUCUCUGUUUCUCUUUCUAUCUGUCUCUUUAUUUUUCUCCAUUUCUGUCAUUCUCUCUCUCUCUCUCUCUCUCUCUCUCUCUGAUACAUUGCAGUUAUUAAGCUUCUCUCCAUUCUGACCUCACCUCACUCCUGAGCUGAACAUCAUUCCCCGUCCUGCUCUGGCCCCGUCUCGUCUCCGUCUCAUCCCCGUCUCGGUCUCGUCUCGUCUGUCUCGGUGUCGGUGCAGUUCUGGGUGACCUC